Messenger RNA from Histoplasma capsulatum G186AR, 2766 nucleotides. RefSeq lists its product as uncharacterized. The transcript has 5 exons. The record is from RefSeq and is a predicted model, not a curated record. NCBI's taxonomy places the organism in Eukaryota, Fungi, Ascomycota, Eurotiomycetes, Onygenales, Ajellomycetaceae. The coding region runs from base 1 to 2766 and encodes 921 amino acids.
AUGUCUUCUCAAUUUUUCAACCAAGGCACCCCAGCCAGAGAAAUUCGUCGGGAACAGCAAACCACCCUGGAAUACGGGAGUCAAUCUGGGACAGAGAGAGAGGAGUGUCGACCCAUAUCUCCACGUGCUUUGUUCGAGGACCUUCCGACAGCCCAUUCAUCCAUUACUUCGCGCAUAACGAACCAAAGAAACAACCUCUUUCUCAUGUCUCCACACACAGAUCACUCCAUAAAUGAUCUGAAUAUGGAGGUUCCAUUGGACAUGACCGCUGACAGAUCCCCUGUCACUCGUCCCCCCAAUUGUUCUGGCCUGCUUACAUCCUAUUUCGUAGAAAAUAAAGCCAUUGAUCGUCCUUUCCAGGAGAUCGAAUCGACAUCCAUCCCUCUGCAAGAUGGCAUUGAGGAUCCAAGAACUACACUCGCGGAUCUGGUCGUUCGCGGCGCUUCAAUUGGCCAACUGUCAAGUUACUUCUCGGGCAAACCUUCGCGUUCUAGCUGUCAACCACAAGGAGAAGUCACCAAAAGGUACACUUCCAAACUCAUAAAACCUCGGCCUUCAGGUGUAAAACAUUUCUUCCAAUGGAAGAAACUUCGCGCGAGCGGCGCGCCCAGCCUACUCUCCAACCUUACAACCCGUCAAUUGAAUCCGCAAACGGCCCAUUCUCGGGCCAAAAAAGGAAGUUCUUCCGAAGAGGCCUUGGCCAAUGGAGUCCGAACCAACAACUCGUAUUUGGUUGACCCCCAACUGUCCACUCACCUCUCCUGUGAGGAGCGUCGACAUGGAUAUCAAGGGAAUCCAAUAUCAAGCCUAAAUUUUUCUAAACCCAUCCAUCCACUGGCAUCUCACCCAACUGGCGUAAAUACUGGGAUGUCUCCAAUACCCUAUUCCCCUGGUUGCUCGAACCUUCGUCCGAGCCUGGAUUCCCACCGUGCCAACAAUAUUCUGGAGAGGCUCCACGGCAUCAGUUCCCAGACCUCUCCAAGGCACGGUUCUGAUCCAACUCUAAUUAUGUGCGGAGACCCUGGCACAAUUCAAUCCAGCUCCAUAUCUGGUAUUGCAGAGAAUGAUUUUCCAGGCGAUGAAUACGAAGAUAUGGGGCCGGGGAGCAGUCAAACUACAUCGAGCCCUAGGCUGAGCGGUUUGGGAACCUUUUCAUCGCUGAGAUCUCGCUUAAAAUUGCCCUCUACCUUGUCAUCUCGUUCAAAGGGGAGUGGAUUAAGGACAAACAUAUGUAAUAUGAAAUCUCUCUCAAAAGAGAACGAGGGGUUGGCUGAUCAGAUGGAAUUUGGCAGUGCGCUUGAGAGCAAUACUAAGCUGGAAGGGUCCAUGUGGAAUGAGGAGGAAGAUGCCCAAACUUGGCAAACAGUUGCAGAAAGCCAGCAGUUCAGAAGUGAUAUGAGAUCUGAUUUCUCAAAAGUGGAUACAGGUAGUAGUUUAGCUAAUUUCUCCAGUUAUGGAAGCCUUGCAAAUGCGGAGACGCAACCUUGGUCCUCGUUGCAAUUACUCGGGAAACAUCAAGAUUUCCCUAGCUACCCUAGCAACCCAGUCACGGCUCAUCCAGGACAAAGAGACCCCGCCCACCCACACAGACUCCAUCAAAGGCCAACGACUGGAAAUGAUAUCCUGCCGCCAGUCUAUCAAUAUGACAUGUCGAUGUCGGUUCUCAAUGAAGAUAGUUCUUCCCGUGUUCGCAUACAACACAAACAUAACCCCUUUUCGUCUACAAAGCACAACACAACCAACAACCCCACCAGUAUUCUCUCUCAUCCCUUUAAAUAUUUCAACAGCCACCCUAAAAGGCCAUUUUCCCACAAGUACCCUAGAAUGAGCAUUCAGCAUUCCUUGCCUCUGACCGCAGCCAUUCGUUCUUCCCCUCGCGACUAUUUCGCUAGCGACGGUAGAAAACAAGGAGACGUCCUCCAGAUGCCUGAAAGAGCUCAUCUUGCAGCAUUCUCCUCCACCGACCAGCUUAUUCUGGAUCCUCUGUUGAAUUCCUCUCCUCCUCGUCUCCGAGAUAGAUCCUCUGGUGAUGGAAUUACGCCCACUACAUGCAAUGGCACUGGAUCCUCCCACAAAAGUCAGUCACUGAUAUCUGAAACCAGGCUCCAGCAUGGUCAGCGACCCGCAAUCCCCAAAUUACGCUGGCCCCUUACCCAUGGCAACGAUAAUGAAACCGCCAAAAGCCGCGUUAAGUCACCAUCACGCGAAGAUCUCGUGCGAGAACGUAUCCGACAAUUAAAUGACCCCAUCCUUGCUACAACUUCUCGUCAGAAUAGAAGGGACCCUCCUCCGCGACCAGUCUCUGAGCGAAGUACAAUCCCUCACCGGUCCCAUACCGUCACCAGUAGACUCGUCAAUAUCAAUGAAGAACUCGAAACUGGCCAGUGGUACUGUUCAGAAAACGGACGUUACGCCUUCUCUACCCCGCCACGUCUAUUCAGGAUGUCAACCAAAUCCAGACAACGAGACAAUGUUGUUGCUUCAACUUCGACGACCGGCUUUGCCCUGCAGCGGCGUGUGGGUCGGGAGGUCAUCAUUGGUUCAACAAUUAUGUUACCUCUGGGAUGGCUUUUGCUGGCCUAUAUUGCGAUGGUGGGACAAAGAGCUAAUUGGCUAAUAAACUGGAGAUCAAGAGGAGAAGUGGCGCAGUUUCAUGAGAAGGAUAUUCGCUUUGCACGCCAGGUGUUUGGAGGGGUGUUUUUGGUGUUAAUUAUUAUUGGCUUUGUCACAGCGACGGGUGUUCUUGCAUCCAGAGAUAGUAAAUGA